AUGGAUGCUAGCUUGACUGAAUUUGAUUUACAAUAUGUCCCAGCCAAAGCUGUGAAAGGUCAGGUCAUUGCAGAUUUUCUUGUUGAUAAUUCGAAUAAUCUGAAUGACCAGGGGGCAAAUGUAAUCGACAUUGAAGUUGAUUAUUGGAAGUUAUAUUUUGAUGGAUCGAAGCAUAAAGAUGGUGCAGGAGUUGGAAUUCUUAUUAUCUCACCAGAGGAGAUUCCAUCAGAAUUCUUGUUUGAAUUAAAAUAUCCUUGCUCGAAUAAUGUGGCAGAGUACAAAGCUUUGAUUUUGGGUCUCAAAAUAUUAAUUAGUAAAGGGGCUUUGGAAGUCCAAAUACUAGGGGAUUCUCAGUUAGUUUUAAAGCAGUUAUCGAAGGAGUUUAAAUGCAAUAAUGAGAAGUUGCAAAAGUAUUUAACAACUGCUUGGGAGUUGUUAACCUCCUUUCAAAAAGUUUCUCUGGUUCACAUCCCAAUGAUUCAUAAUGAAAUUGCUAAUGAAUUAUCCCAAAUUUCUUCGAGAUAUAGAAUCGGUGGUCUAGAAACUCUUAAAAAAUUGGCUAGUGUCCAUCAAAUUUUAGUACAUGCGAAUGAAAAAAAGGCUUUGUGUAUAGAUGAAUAG
Arachis stenosperma is the source of this 621-nucleotide messenger RNA. RefSeq lists its product as uncharacterized. Bases 1 to 621 code for a protein of 206 amino acids. The record is from RefSeq and is a predicted model, not a curated record. The transcript has a single exon. Lineage: Eukaryota; Viridiplantae; Streptophyta; Magnoliopsida; Fabales; Fabaceae. Gene Ontology annotation, molecular function: nucleic acid binding; RNA-DNA hybrid ribonuclease activity.